Molecule: messenger RNA, 3777 nt
Organism: Trypanosoma conorhini
Lineage: Eukaryota; Euglenozoa; Kinetoplastea; Trypanosomatida; Trypanosomatidae
Exons: 1
Coding region: 1-3777 (1258 amino acids)
Molecular function (GO): ubiquitin-protein transferase activity
Source: RefSeq, a predicted model, not a curated record
AUGGGUGCGGGUUUCUCGCUUGGCUCUGCCAAGGGCAGAUCAUCAAAGUCAGGUGCAUCUCAGAAAUAUGCGUCAGAAGCCCCCAGGAACUGGGAAGUGUUCGUGGAGGCUCUGAGGGAAUGGAAGGAGCGGCUUCGUACCUCGCCGGGGACGUUGGAGUGUAUGGCGUCGGGCUACAUAUCUUUUGCCGAAUACCAAAGGAUUGGUGUGACUUUCAAGCAACUCGCAGAUUGUUUUAAUGCUCGGGCAGUGUCGCCAGGGCAGUCGCGGACCACUAACAUGACUUCAAUUCAGUCGAUUCCGGACGUGGAUCCCCUGCAGGCCACCAUUGACGUUGUUAAGGAGCACAUGUCGUUUGUUUCCUAUUUGUCCAAGUCAGCUCCUUUUCAUGUCAUGCUGGAGAUAAUCAUGUGCAGCGCUGCCGGGCUUUCAUGCGAUGCCUUGGACACCUACACUUCGCCCAAGAUGCUGGAUGAAAUGUGCGCGGAAAUUGACAAAUCCCUUCAUAACACCUUGAAAGCCACAGUGUUUCGUCUAAAGGGGUGCUUGGAUGUACUGCCAGUGGAUAUUGUCAGCACCAAGAACAACUACUACAACUGUUCAGAACCUAUUUUGGCGCCAUUCAUCUCAUGCCUUGCAACUACAAGCCGAAAGUUUGAAUUUUUCGUUUCACUUGAGGAGCGUGUGAAAAUGCUGAGCGGCGUCAAAAGUUUUCGUUCUGCGGAGGAAUUGAUCGAGGCGGUACGGUCCAUCUCGUCCUUCCUCUCUGAUAUACUCGCAUGUUUCACGCUUAGGGUACUCCUCCAUAUCGCACGGUUCAUUCAUACGGCGCCAGAGUUGGUGGAAGACGAUGAAGAGGUGGAUGAUAAAACGAAGAAGAAGGACACAGCAAACGACGUUGAACUGGACUUAAGCGGCCUUGAGGAGCACGUCAUUGGCGUCUGUAGGGAUUUUGAAAAGCUGCCAGGAGAUGAUUUCACAAAGUGCCGGCGUCACUACCCACAUGUAUUUGCAUUUGGCGACUACUUUCUCCAAUGGACGGAGUCAGAAGGGCGUCCACCAACGAUUGCUGUCGUCACCAACACCUUGUUAAAGCACAUGCUUCUCUUUGCCGGCGGGCUAAGAAGCAUUGCGGCUGACGAGAGGGUCUUUCGCUUAAAGCGAAUAAAAGAUGAUGAUGAUGUAUUGAAUGCAACUUCGUCGAGUUCGAGGCAGCCUCAUGUGCCAGCACUGGGCGCCCCUGUUUCUGGGUCUAACGGAGCUUCGUUGCCGGAUGAUGUUUCAUUGAACUCCGCCUUGCGCGUGGAUGUCGUGAGCUGGGCAACCGUGAUUGUCAAGGUUUUGAGACUCUCAUCCGAUGUACGAGAUCCUACAGAAGCUGUGACGGAUGCUGUGACGUGUGCAAAUGUCUUGCGCACCUUAUAUCAGUACAUGGGUCUUCUUCCUUUUGGGGCAUUCUGUCCAAGAAACAUUUUGAGGUGGAUUGAGAUCUUUCCGCUGUAUACGCUAAACGAAGAAGCCAUACGAACCAUAUUGUUUCUGUACAGCCGUGUUGCGGAGCAGGAAACGCGAAUUAUUCGCCCCAUUGAUCGUUCAGACGCUCUUCGCUCCGUUAUGCGCACCGUGAAAGCGUUUGAGCGUGGCAUUGUUCGAAAUGCAAGUGCCAAAGUUGUUGCUGACGUUAUUGUCCCCGAAUUCGACUCUGAAAACCCUGCCUCUUCUAACAAUGAAUUCCGGAGGUCUCGUUGCGGAAUGAUGUAUGAAUUAUUCACUGAAAAUUGUGUUUCCAAAAUGAGGCCACCUGUGGACAUUACUGAGUGUGCUAAGCUCAAUGUCGUGCCGGAGCUUUUCGCCCAUAUACCGCCCUAUCUUCUCAGCAAGGUGGCUGACGUGCUCUCCACGGCGCAAAUUAUGGAGCAUGCCUCAAAAACAGGGGCGCUGCUGCAGUGGAGUUCCGCCACCCACCUCAGGGAUCUGCAGCAAGGUGAUGUGCUCUAUGUUGAAGCUGUUGUGGAAACAGAAGAAACUGAAGGUAAACGGAAGAAGUCCGCGCGUCAACGUGCCGCCAAUGGAGCACGGUCAUUUCGUACUGCCCUUCAUGAUACUAUGCCGCAGAAUUUGCCAACUUUCCAAUUGGGCAACAACAAAAAAGAUCGAAGUGCCACUAACUUGGGAAGGGGCUCAACAGAGAAGGUUACAUACCGUUGGGCAAUUGCUUGGGCGCUGCAGGUUCGCGACGAUGAACAUUUAAUCAUAUUUAAUGGAAACGUGGAAGUACCACCAGGUUUUUCUCCGACAAGCGUCAACCUGGUGGGGCACUGCGUCCCGCUAUUUAUUAAACCAAAUUCCGAGGAGGUUCUGUGGACAAACCCAGGCUUUGCGUAUCACCCAGACAACACCCGAGUACAGUCGCUUCCCUUUACAAUCGGGUGGCUUCUCGGCAACAGCGUCGUCAACGAAGUGCCGUUUGGGAUUCGCCUCGCACCGCUGGCGUUCCAUUUAAUCGGAUUCGUGCUGAACCUUCACGCCUCUCUGAAGGAGCUUCCGGAGGAGCUCGGCAACUUUACCCUGGUUUACGAAGAACUGUUUACCCGGUCUGGCGAAAUAAGUAAAGCGCAAAUGACGGCAAACUUCGAACUUUUCUUUGAUCCCAAUGCCCCUGCGGAGCCACAGGACGGUGUUUCCUCGCCAACUUUUUCGGUUGCCAAUAUUCUCAUGAACCUCGGCAAAAACAACGCGAAUUCAUUGAUUUUCUGGGAUGAAGUGGCACGUGGGUUUAAAUAUACGGCACUUGGGCACAGUCCACUGUUGAAGAGUUGUUGUUCUCGUGUGGUACAAAACGUGCUGUGCGGCUUGAGCUCGGUUGAAGACAUCUAUAAGGGCACAUUUGUGUGGGAAAGCUAUUUUGUAUUCCUCCCGUCACCCCAAUUGGCCGAUCUUCCAUAUGCUGACCACGUGGUUCGCACCUUGCGAAAAUGUCUCAAGGAUGACUUCAUUGGGGAAGAAGUUCGUCGGCUGUUGAUGUUCUUUACCGGACAGUCACGAUUACCGGCAACGCCUCUCACGGAGUGUAUAAUUAUGACUUUUUCCUCAACCAAAAAGCCGUGUGCUCCCCACGAGCGAGAAGGCGAGGGCGUGGAUGACUCUUCUUUGCAGAUGCUGCCCAUGUUAUGGCAGGGACACCAUGUUCUUCAGCUUCCCAGUUCUUUGGAGUUAAUACUCAUCGGUUCACAUGUCACCGAAGCGAGCCCAGAGGCAUACGCGGCGGCGUGGACAGGGCGUUCCGCGGAGAAGCAAGCCAGUGCUUUGGAAACAUUUAAGAUCACCCUAAAGGAAGAACUACAUGCUACCGCGAGAAACGUCAAUAUGCAGAGCGGAAGAGGAGGAGGUGGCAGGGGGCAUCUGCGGCAGCAGAGAGCAGAAUUCAAGUCGAUAUGGAGCAGCAUUGCUGGAUCCCAGGAUGAGGAGAAGGAAGGGACUGAGGGUAUUUGUUCAGACGUCUCCAAUACGGCGUCGGCGUCUGCGCCAUCGUUGAAUGUAGUUUCAGGAGGGACAAAAGUAACUGGCGCUUUGAAGAGCAGCGGGGAUCUCGCGAAGUCGGGCGCUUCGUUGCCACACUCUACGCAAAAAAAGGUCGGAGUCGCGGGGGCUAGCGACGACGAAAAUGAUGACAAAGACAAGAACAACACGCCUGAGAUCGUCUCAAAAGUGCCACCGUUUGUGCUUUCCAGGUACAAUAAGGAAAGAAAGCUGCAACUGAGCAAGGCGGCGGUAUGA